GGGGGCUUUAAGCGGAGGAGGUUUAUAUGCCUAUGAAUGUGCUUGAAUUCAAUUUGAACCAGAUCGAUGUCGUUCUCAGGGUUCGGUAAGAAUUCAGGCCCUAAUGGUCCUCCUACGGCUCAACCUCCAAUCGGAUACUCUCCGUCUCCUCCCUUCACUGCUUCUCCAGUUCAACCUUUUCCAAGGCCGUUUGCGUCUCUUCCAAAUUCAGAUAUGGGGUUUCAAGCUCGUUCAAGGUCUCCAACAGCUACUUCAGUUGUUUGGGCUUCACAUGAUGCUACUGGGCAUAUCUUACCUGGGCAAGACCUUAAGAGAAUCAGUUCACCUUUGUUGCCAUCUAAUGGUCAUAAUGUUUUGUCUUCUCAACCAAUAGGCAAUGAAAGGGAUGGAGGAUCCUUCUACGGCUUAAACAAAGUUGUUACUCCUCAGGUGACGCAGUCAUCACGUUCACCCCCUGGAAACAGCAUUCAUUUUGAGAAGUUUAGUCAUAAUGGCGACAUUCAGAGUAGGUUGUCUGUAUCGCCUCCUGCUGGGGGAAAUUGGACAAGGCCGCCUGGCAAUUCUGGUCGCUCAAUGUCUUGGCAACGCCAACAUGUAUCUGCUGGAAGUUUGGGGACUCAACAUCAGGCUGUUCAGGUCUCGAAACAUACUAGGCCCCAACUUAUACCAUCUACUCAUGAAGUUUCUCAAAGUGGUUUUCAUUUCAACCAAGUUGAUUCAUUCAGUCAUUCUUUGCCUCCUCCUUCAAUGUCUAACGAAUACGGAAACAGUCUAAUGCUCAAUACUAUGGACUCCCAGGCUGCACAACAUGCUAAAUCUGUACAUCCAUCAGCCACCACAAAUAUGUACUUGCAAAAUUCAGUUUUGACUAGGAUUUCUAAUGGAAGGUCUUCUCCUUCCCCUCCCAGCUUAGGCCCAAGACCUCAUUCUGUUCCUGCCAGGCCUACUUCUCAGUUUCAUAGUCAAAUGACACAAUCUGCACAAAGUAUUGAUAAAGAAUCUGCUAUGACAAAGACAAUCAGCAAUCCAGUUACUAAAAGAACCAGAUCGCCUCCUAUUACUUCCACUGGCUCAACACAUGGAAUUGCCAAUAUCAACCAAGAUGAUCAUGAGCUUGAAAUAGAGGCUAAGGCUAAGAGAUAUGCACGCUUCAAGACUGAACUAAGUCAGCCUGUACAAACUGCCUCUAGCAUUGGGGUGCAAAAGGCGCCAGUGCAUAGGCGCGAUCCAUAUACAGAGAGGCGAGAAGCCCCAGAUGAACAUGCUAAAGAUAUGGCUGUAGAUUUACCUGAAGGGAUGUGUGACUAUGAUGUACAGGAUUCAUCCACUGUUAUAGUUGGUUCAUGCACAGAUAUGUGUCCGGAGGCGGAAAGAGCUGAGCGAGAGAGGAAAGGAGAUCUUGACCAAUACGAGCGCUUGAAUGGAGAUAGAAACCAUACCAGCAAAUCCCUUGCUGUUAAGAAGUAUAAUAGAACAGCAGAGAGGGAAGCAGAGUUGAUAAGGCCCAUGCCUGUCUUGCAGAGGACAGUUGAUUAUCUUCUCUGUCUGCUAGAAACGCCUUAUGAUGACAGGUUUCUUCGUCUUUACAACUUCCUUUGGGAUAGGAUGAGGGCUAUUCGGAUGGAUCUCAGAAUGCAACAUAUAUUUAACCUUGAAGCAAUCGGCAUGCUUGAACAAAUGAUAAGACUUCACAUAAUAGCCAUGCAUGAAUUAUGUGAAUAUGCCAAAGGGGAAGGAUUUUCUGAGGGAUUUGAUGCUCAUCUGAACAUUGAACAAAUGAACAAGACAUCAGUUGAGUUGUUCCAAAUGUAUGAUGAUCACAGGAAGAGAGGCAUUAUCGUGCCAACAGAAAAGGAAUUCCGAGGUUAUUAUGCUCUUCUUAAACUGGACAAGCAUCCUGGUUAUAAGGUUGAACCUGCAGAACUCUCGCUUGAUCUCUCUAAGAUGACGGCAGAAAUACGAAAAACACCAGAAAUCUUGUUUGCCCGUGAUGUAGCCAGAGUUUGCAGGACAGGCAACUUCAUAGCCUUCUUUCGUCUGGCAAGAAAAGCAAGUUAUCUUCAAGCAUGUCUGAUGCAUGCUCACUUUGCAAAGCUGCGAACUCAGGCACUUGCAUCUCUACACUCUGGUCUACAGAAUAACCAAGGGAUUCCAAUGUCUCAUGUUGCCAAAUGGAUCGCAAUGGAGGAAGAAGAUUUAGAAAGCUUGUUGGAGUAUCAUGGAUUCUCGAUUAAAGAAUAUGAAGAGCCGUAUAUGGUGAAGGAAGGUCCAUUCUUGAAUAGUGAAAGUGACUUCACUGUGAAAUGUUCAAAACUCGUUCACAUGAAAAAGUCUCGUGAGAUAGUUGAGGAUAUCAUAUCUUUUUCUCAUCAAUCUAUGCCAUUACCUGUGGAAAGAGUACAUGAGUCCCAGUUCAAUGUGAGUCCUCAGAAGGAGCCAAAACUUGUUCAAGUUGUUGAGCCAGAAAUUCAGGUUCAAGUAGUUGAUGAAGAAAUGGCCUAUCAUGAAUCAGCCUCAUCGCCAAAGGAUAAAAUCAUCUUAAAGCCUAUUCACCAACCAUUUGUUGUAGAUCAACAAAGUGAGAUUGAUAACCAGAUGACUAGAUCAAGUAGUCUAACUUGGGAAUCCACCAUAUUACCUAAUUCCCCCAAGUAUCAAGGAGGAAGUAGAGUGGGUAGUCCAAGGACACCAAAAUAUGAUAAAGCUUUUCGAAACUCUCUGGAGAAGAAUUCACCAUUAAGCAUGAACGUGGUUGUUCCAUCCCUGUCCAUGGAUGAGUUUGAACAGGGAAAAGUUCCAGGUCCUGAACUUGAUUCUGCAGUUGAAGAGUCAGUUCCACCGACAACAACCACUGAGGAUCUGCACAUGGAUAUGCCUCUACUCAUUGAAAAUGAGGAAGUUGAACCCAGUUACAGUUACCAUGAUGAAGAAGCUGCUGAAGCUAGACUCAAGUUGAUACUUAGAACAUGGAAGCGCCAUUCAUCCAAGAAAAAGGAGUUACGUGAACAAAAGCAGUUAGCUGCACUAUGGGCCUUGAAUUCAUUGUCACUGGGAACACCUAUUCGACAGUCCAAGGAUCAUUCAAGCAGCUUUGUGGAGUUCAAAAUUGAUGAUAUUUUGUAUGAGCGGCAAAAACAAUGGGAAAGAUCACGGUGUAGAUUAAAUGUUUCAGAAGUUGUAGCCAAUACACUUGGUGCAAGAAACCAGACUGCUAAGUGCCUCUGCUGGAAAAUUAUUUUAUUCUCACAGAUAGAGAAGCAUAGUGAAGAUAAAAUGCAAGAAGAAAAUCAGUUCAAUGCUGGCUCAUGGUUGCUCUCCAAGCUCAUGCCUGACGACGAAAAUGAUGAUAAUCUUGUAGUUUCAUCUCCUAGCCUCUCAAUUUGGAAGAAAUGGAUCUACGAAAAAUCUGCUGACCAGUUUGACUGCUGUUUAUCAAUUGUUAAAGAAAUAAGUUCCGAUAAUAACCUUGAAGAGUCUGCAUUAGGUGCAAGUGCUGUUGUCUUUGUUCUAUAUGGGACAUUCUCAUGGGAAGUCCAAAAAAAACGUCUCCAUAAUCUCCUUGCAUCUUUAAGUUCCGGUUCUGGCUUGCCCUUGCUGAUUCUAUGUGACUUAUGUGAUGAAACUUCAAAUCCAGCCGCGAUUGUUCAAAAUUUGGGCCUUCAUCACAUCGACAAAUCACGAAUUUCUAGUUUCACGAUCAUUUUCCUUCGUACAAGCCAGAAUUUCUACUGUGAUGAGAAGUUGAGAGGAGGAUUGCAAUGGUUGGCUAGCGAAUCGCCUUCACAACCUAUUCUAAAAAAUGUGAAAACACGCGAGCUUGUUUUGAGGCACUUGAGUUCUUCACUGGCAGUUCUAGACAAGACUGAACCAGACCAAUGCAUAUCAGCCUUCAAUGAAGCUAUUGAUCGAGCAUCGAGGUUGGUUUUUGUUACUUCUAAUGAAAACCACACGUUUUGGCCCUGUCCCGAGAUUAAUUUGCUCGAGAAGAAUACUGUUGAGUACGAAUCAACGAAGUUACACUUGCCCGAAGUUGGAUGGAGCUCAACCAAAAGAAUCGAACCAAUUAUUUACGCGUUGGAGGACUGUAAGCUUCCUGAGUUUCACGAUGAUAUAUCUUGGCUUUACGAAGGUUCUAAAUCGGGAAGGGAGAUUGUAGAACAGAAAUUAAAACUCGAGAACUGCUUGUUCAGAUAUCUCACGAUUUCAAGCAAGAUGAUGAUGGGAGAAGCAAUGGCGAUGAAAGAGGCUUCUGCAAUUCUACAAAGUAGUGCGCGUCUUUUGCUUCACGAGUCUGUAUACUAUAUUGUCCCGAAUUGGGUCAAGAUUUUUCGUAGAAUCUUCAAUUGGCAUUUGAUGAUUUUAUCCAAUGGACCAUGUUCUACAGCCUACGUGAAGGAGGAGGAUAAACUUGCUCUAGAUAGGAUGAUGGACAUUGAAGACAGUUAUUCUUACGAUUAUCCAUCCUUAGAUGAAAUGAUAAGAGUUAGCUGUGAAGAUGAUGAUUACUUCCCUGAUUCAGGUAACAAUGUCGCAAAGAGCACAAGUCAGAUUGUUUCAGAUGAAAAGCUUAUGGCCUUUGUUCCUUAUGGGGAGUUUGAUGGCGAGAAAGAUAACGACAGUUCUUUUAUGUCAGAGAAAGAGGAAUCAAGUUCGGUAUUGAUUUGCAAACCAAGCAAGGAUUCUGACAAAUUGAGUAAAUUGUUAGAUCAGUGUAACAUAUUGCAGAAUACCAUAGACAGUAAAUUGUCUAUCUAUUUCUGAAACCUGUGUAAGUUUUGUUUCAAAGUAUUCUUUUGCUCUUCAUAUUGAUCUUUAUUUGCAAAAGAAACUGACCUGUUGUAAUACCUGAGCCAUUGAGAACUUGUAUUUUGUCAUCUUUGUAAUAGCUAUCCCCAUUCAUAAAUAGUCAAAGUGAUUUUGUUGCU
This is a messenger RNA of Impatiens glandulifera, 4925 nucleotides long. RefSeq names its product SAC3 family protein B. The record is from RefSeq and is a predicted model, not a curated record. NCBI's taxonomy places the organism in Eukaryota, Viridiplantae, Streptophyta, Magnoliopsida, Ericales, Balsaminaceae. Bases 67 to 4761 code for a protein of 1564 amino acids. Gene Ontology annotation, biological process: mRNA export from nucleus. Gene Ontology annotation, cellular component: cytoplasm; nucleus; transcription export complex 2. The transcript is spliced from 16 exons.